ACCAAGAAAUAUCUUCGCUACCAACAAAGUCAUCUAAAAGGGACAACUUUCACAUAAAAUCAAAUGGAAAAGAAUAAAUCGGAAUAAGACUUGCUUUAACCCAACCUACAUUUCCAAUUUCCAACAUGGAUCAUUACGUCUUAAAAUAAAGUGAAGAAAAGUGGUGUAUUCAAACGUCUCAAAGAAAAGUGAAAUCAUUUAAACGUAUAAAAUAAUUUAGUCUUAAUUGUAAAAGAAAAGUGAAUAUCAUUAUUGAAAAAGUGUAAGUUCGUAAAAGUGAAAUGUAAGUGAAGUGAACAUUUUGGUGAUUUGAAUGGAUAAAGGAUGCCGUGAUGGGGUGUGGCCAGAGCAAAAUUAAUCUCUACCCGAGAAAGAAUAAAAAUGGCGGGAAAGGGAACGGUGCCAAAAAGUCAGGCGCGGCAGAUAAAGAAGCAGACGAGGAGGAGGGUAGUGCCGGAGCAGGUCCUGCCGACGAUGCAGAGGAUGAUACCGAACGUGGCAAGCACAUCUUGCCGCUCGCCGCUCACCCGCCUACCAUUGAGGUGUCGGCUAGCAUGCAAGACUUCUUUAAAGUGUUGGACGAGAAGAUUGAGCAGGGCAAAGAUUACGAUUCUACAAGCGAGACUGAAGUGCGAAAAGAAAGGGAACGACGAAAGAAAUUAAUAGAACUGUGGCGAUCCGCGUCGCAAUCCACGCAAUCCUCUCAAUCUCAGCCAAGUCCCCCAACACCCGCAAGGAGACGGAUGCCAAGAUCUGUCCCUCAACCGCCGGAGUGUCAAGGCAGUCCUGGAACCGUCCGAAGGUGCUAUAGACAACAACAUGUUCCAGAAGGUAUGUCUCCGCCUCCACCUAGAAGACCACACAGUGCGCAAUCUCACCAUCCGCCAGACUUGAGACCAGUUAAUGGCGGAGAUACCUGGCACGACCCAACGAAAUCACCCGUCAAACGGCCACAAAGCGCAGGGUCCAACUGGAAAAGCAAUCCAAAAGUUGCACCCUACAACCAAAAACCAAAGAAAAAUGAAGUCAACGAAAACCAAAGAACAAUCCAAAAAGAUUCAGAUACAAACACCUGUCUACCAGGUAAUGCUAAUCAAGAAAUAUCUCAAAUAACAUACAACCCUACAUUCCAAACCCACAGUCCGGCACACUCUGCAAAAUCACAACAGCCUUACAUAGCUCAAAUUAUAAGCUGUCCAAUGUCACAAGUCCGACAAGUGACACCUCCUUCACCACCAAAGUACAUAGCUCCACCCGAAGAGUAUCAGGACCCUCAGAACAAUAUAGAUAAUAAGUACACUGCCAAUCAAAGACCAGCACAAAAUCAGCCACCACCAGCCAAUCAACAGUCUCAUAUUUAUUAUAUUCAUGGAAAUACAACCGCAAACGUUUCGAAUCAACAAGACUUAGUGCAGCAAAGACAGCAAACGGCUUUACAUCUGCAACAAUACGUAGCAAUGAAGCAAGCACAGCAACAGAUGUUUACGUAUCUACAAAGAGGUCCACAUACAGUCUUUCCAAACGUAGAUUAUGCACAGGUACCCCAUCCGAGAAUAUACGAAGGAGAAGAGUUCAAUGCUCAAUAUGGUCAUCCAGCAUUGAGGCCACAUAGUGCUCCAACCCCCGUGGGAGUCGUCAGGCCAAUGCCAAUCACUCCUAGUUUUGGUCCAUUACCAGACGGUUCCCAUAUGGUGCAAAUGCCAAUGUGGCCACAUAUGCCUCCAGUUGUGUCAACGAUGGGGCCUUGGAUGGCUGGCCAAGGCCACGAAAUGCAAUAUUAUCCGCAAUCUCAAUUCAUGCCUAUGUACAGAGCUAAUUCAGCCGGUUCCGCUGGUACUCUAACGAGAUACCAUAAGAAAGAAGCAAGCGAGGGUGAUGUAAAGAACGUGUGCCAAAGUAUAAAUUUAGUGAGGCAGAAGCAAGUUGGUCAGAUCGUAUCAAUACCUGGACAGGAGCUCACUGUCUGCAAUAACACGAGUGACAGUCCGAGUCCUGCAUCCGUGAGCUCCGACAGCGGGGUUUCUCCGGGAAAUAGUGCACCCAGUUCAAAAGCCUCCGUCUUCAGUCAACCUCCGGUAGCCUCAGACACUUUCAACACUGUAGAUAACAAGACUAAGAAGAUAAAACCGGCACCAUACUCGAGAUCUCUGAAAAACUCUAAAAGUCUAGAUUCUUAGUGUAACUUUGUAAUUAUGUAGAUUUUCUAAGUGUACGUAGGUUUUAGUUGGAUUAUGUAAAUUAUAGCGGAAUUAGUUUCAUCUGCUUUUUAAUGUAUAGUUCGAGCAUUUUUUAUCUGUCGAUGUUUAAAACUUUGUCGAUGUCGUUUUAUGACUGUAAUCCUGAACUCAGUGUCAUCGUUUCUCGAACUGUUUCUGUGAUGUUCAUUUCGAUUGUAAUUAUUUCCAUAUAAUAUUAAUUGAGAAGUUUGUAAGAUGUUGUUUAGCACUGUGCCUUGCAGUCAUACGUUAUGAAGCUCUAUUAUCUUUUGCUUUUAUGAAAUUAAUAUGAACGGAUACUAUUCGCAAUGACUGCGUUAAUUUAGUUAAGAAACGGGUACCUACCUAUAUUAUUGUAUUAUUUAUUUAUUGACGAAAAUUAAAUAAAACUUAUUCUAA
Messenger RNA from Pararge aegeria (speckled wood butterfly), 2615 nucleotides. It is a transcript of the gene tow, whose product is annotated as serine/arginine repetitive matrix protein 1. The transcript has 4 exons. Lineage: Eukaryota; Metazoa; Arthropoda; Insecta; Lepidoptera; Nymphalidae. The coding region runs from base 333 to 2177 and encodes 614 amino acids. The record is from RefSeq and is a predicted model, not a curated record.